AUGUUCGCCGCCAACAAACCAGCAGGGCUCACGCUCAACACUCCGAGCAGUGGUGGGGGUCUCUUCGGCAACACGCAGAGCUCAACCACAGCCCAGCAGCCAGCCAGCGGUGGCCUUUUUGGUGGCGGCGCAAACACCCAGUCCCAACAGCAGCCGGCCAGCGGCGGCCUCUUUGGCAACACGGCUAGCAAUCAGCAAACGCAGCAGCAGGGCUCAACAGGUGGCGGUGGUCUCUUUGGUGGAUCUACUCUCGGUCAACCCCAGCAGCAGCAGCAGCAGCAGUCGACUGGUGGAGGAUUAUUUGGUGCCUCGACGACUCAAAACAACCAACAGCAGGCUGGAGGUGGAUUGUUCGGUGCCUCGACGGCACUGAACACUCAGCAGCAGCAGCAGCAACAACCGCAGCAGCAGAGUGGUGGUCUUUUCAGUUCUACAACCCAGCAAAAGCCGGCCGGGCUCUUCGGGGGCUCCACCGCUGCUCCCGCCCAGCAGUCGACCGGCGCCGGCCUCACGAUGGGCCAGUCGACGAACCAGGGCGCCAUUUCAGGUGUGCGCAUCGACUCGCAACGUCAAGGGCACGACCAAAUUGAGACGUGCGACAACAUUAUCCAACAGUACAUGAGCCAGGCCGGCCAGAUUAAGUCGUUCAUGACGGCUCACGAAGGCGACCUGGCGCGCCUGACCCACGAUGUCGAGUGGCUGACGCGCAAAUUCGACGGCGUCAAGACGACCCUCGAAGACGACGUCAAGAUGACAGCGCAGCUCAAGGAGGUGGUCAAGUCCGACGCCGACAUUGCCAAGGCCGCUUUUGCCGGCGCCGAGCAGCUCAAGCUGCCUGCUCACUACCACACGACCUGGCUGACGGCGAACAAGCCGGCCGCCAAAUCCAAGGACAAGGAAGAGGAGCCCGCUCUCGAGGACUGCAUCACGCUCUUCUCGAACGAGGCCGACCGUCUCAACCAGAUGCACCAGUUCCAGGUCCAGAAGGUUAAGGAGAUGGAGCAGCACAUGCCCGGUGUCGAGAACGGUCUCUACGAGCGGAUGCGCGCCCUGCGCGACGGAGCGCCUCACUUUGCCGGCUUUGGGUUCGCCGUCGAGCUCCUCGAUACGGUCAAGGCGCUGGGCGACGAGAUUGUCCGCGCGGCUGGCCUGAUCGUUGAGUCGCGUGAGAAGUUGACGGAACUUCAGCUGCGCACGGUGCCUUCGCGCAAGUGA
Molecule: messenger RNA, 1215 nt
Organism: Verticillium alfalfae VaMs.102
Lineage: Eukaryota; Fungi; Ascomycota; Sordariomycetes; Glomerellales; Plectosphaerellaceae
Exons: 4
Coding region: 1-1215 (404 amino acids)
Biological process (GO): nucleocytoplasmic transport
Cellular component (GO): nuclear pore
Molecular function (GO): structural constituent of nuclear pore
Source: RefSeq, a predicted model, not a curated record